Cyprinus carpio (common carp) is the source of this 2498-nucleotide messenger RNA. It is a transcript of the gene pou1f1, whose product is annotated as POU class 1 homeobox 1. The record is from RefSeq and is a predicted model, not a curated record. Gene Ontology annotation, biological process: regulation of transcription by RNA polymerase II. Gene Ontology annotation, molecular function: DNA-binding transcription factor activity, RNA polymerase II-specific; RNA polymerase II cis-regulatory region sequence-specific DNA binding. Lineage: Eukaryota; Metazoa; Chordata; Actinopteri; Cypriniformes; Cyprinidae.
CUUAUAAUAAAUCCUAAAUUUUCCAUCAUAUAUUCAAUGAUAACUUCAUAUUUAUGUAAUCAGACUCAUUCCCUCAUUGCAUCUAAAAUGUAUCUAAAUGUAAACACAUCAUGAAAUGGCUAAUUAAUCUUAAGUCCCGUAAGCCGUGGUUUGUCAGAGCUGUCGCUGGUGUUUGUUGUACGCCCCACACAGUGGAAGUGGACAGUAUCAGAUUGCACCUCUUUGCCCUAAUUACCAGAGCUUUGCCUCAGUGGGCCGUCAUGGUUUGCUAACAGCAAGAGCUCAUUAACAUGGAUGAGGUGGUCUGAGGGGGCUCAGUAUAAAUACCUGCACACGCCCUGCUCGUAGCACACAGGUGGGACCCUGAGUAGGACCCUGAGUAGGUGAAGAUCUAGAGUCAUGACCUGCCAGGCCUUCAGCACCACUGAUUGCUUCACUACUCUGAGCGGAGACUCGGCUGCUCUGCCGCUGCUCAUGCAUCACACCGGAGCCGCAGACUGUCUGCCCGUCUCCAGCCACACCACCAACAUGAUGCCUUCAGGUCUGCCACUGGUUCAGUCAUCCAAACGCUCACAUAUGCACCUGUCCACUUCUGCUUUGGGCAAUGCGUCAGCCAGCCUGCACUAUCCAAUGCCCCCGUGUCACUAUAGCAACCAGCAGACCACCUACGGCAUGAUGGCAGCACAGGAAAUGCUCUCUGCCAGCAUCUCCCAGACCCGCAUCCUGCAGACCUGCAGCGCACCUCAUGCCAACAUGGUCAACGGAGCCAACUCACUGCAAGGAGCUCUGGCUUCACGCCUCUAUAAGUUCCCAGAGCACAGUUUGGGUGGGGGCUCCUGUGCUUUGACCCACAGUUUACCGCCGCUGCCCCAGGCCCUGCUCAUGGACGAGCCCACCCUAGGAGACAUCAAGCAGGAGCUGCGCAGGAAAAGCCGGCCCCUGGAAGAGCCGCCCGACAUGGACUCACCUCAGAUCCGUGAACUGGAGAAGUUUGCUAAUGACUUCAAACUGAGGAGAAUCAAACUAGGUUACACUCAGACCAAUGUGGGUGAAGCCCUGGCGGCUGUGCAAGGCUCUGAAUUCAGCCAAACCACCAUCUGCCGCUUCGAGAACUUGCAGCUCAGCUUCAAAAAUGCCUGCAAGCUCAAAUCCAUCCUGGCAAAGUGGCUGGAGGAGGCUGAGCAAGCCGGUGCUCUUUUUAAUGAGAAGAUGGGCAUGCAUGAACGUAAACGCAAACGGAGAACAACCAUCAGUCUUGGGGCUAAGGAAGCCUUAGAAAGGAAUUUUGUGGAGAAGAGUAAGCCAUCAUCUCAGGAGAUCGUGCGGAUGGCGGAGGGUCUCCAUCUGGAGAAGGAGGUGGUGCGUGUUUGGUUCUGUAACCGCCGGCAGAGGGAGAAGAGGGUCAAAACCAGCCUACAUCACAGCUCCUUCAUGGCCAAAGAGACCGCAGCCUGUAGAUCUUGAAGAUCCGGGGUCUCAGCAAUGCUGAUGUGUGAUUAUCUACAGGCAAAAAAAAACAACACCAACCUUUGGCAGUGAGUGGGUUUAUUGUACUGAUUCACCAGCAGGAGUACUGGAUAUGCUGCAGUGACCCCCAAAAAGUAUUUGAACACAUGUAAAAAUGUCUGAAUGUUAUUUCAUCAAAUAUCAAACCAAGUGACCAGUUUGAAAAAGGUCAUAUUUAGAAGAUGUAUGAAGUCAGUUCUCCUCAAGUGCACACAGGAGUCCUAUCAGAGCAAUUAGAGGUGUGGAGAAUCACAUGAACUAAUUCAUGAAUAUAUGAUCCACUAACGUUUUACAAAUACUUAGUGCCACAAUACUUUCUCUUGUUAAUGAACAUCCACAGUUUUAGCGUUUAAAUCCCUUUUCAAAUUUCUUUAUUUGAACAAGUUAAAAUAAAUGCCAAUUGGUUUCAGAUAAUGACAUUCAUAGAUUUUAAGGGGCGCUUUUAGUGUCCAAAUACAAUUUUUAUUUUAUUUUUUAAACUUUGACUCAGUUUGUUGAAUGUUUUGUUUAAAAAGGUUAAAAUAAAGUUAUAUAAUGCAGUUACAUCUAAAGUUACAUCUUAGUGUCCAAAUUGUAUUUUAUUAUUUAUUUUAAUGAAUAAUACCACUUAAGCAACCCCUUCACUGGAAUUUAACCUUAAGCUAUUAAAAUUAAAUUUAUUUUUAUAAAAGUGGGUUUGCUCUAAAAUGGGAUACAUGUAAUUAAUUUUUUAUUAUUAUUUUUUUGACCUGAAGAUAAAAUUUAAAAUAGCUUAUAAGGGCAGAAAAGUAUCUUGAUACUUCAAAAUAUUUAAAAUAAUUUAUUCAUCAUUCAUAUAUUUAAAUGCAUUCCAAUCAAAGUUUAAUAUAUUAGGAAAAUAUGCAAAUAUUCUGAAAGCAUAUCCUGGAAACGUGUCAUUGCACUGUAGAGUUUUGCAUGAUGCAAGCAAACCUUUUUGUGAUGUAAUUUGUAAAGAAAUGAUACAUUUGUCCAAAUAAAUGACUAAUAAUGAA